Messenger RNA from Phytophthora infestans T30-4, 2879 nucleotides. Its product is annotated as ubiquitin fusion degradation protein, putative. Bases 211 to 2733 code for a protein of 840 amino acids. NCBI's taxonomy places the organism in Eukaryota, Oomycota, Peronosporomycetes, Peronosporales, Peronosporaceae. Gene Ontology annotation, cellular component: VCP-NPL4-UFD1 AAA ATPase complex. The record is from RefSeq and is a predicted model, not a curated record. The transcript is spliced from 10 exons. Gene Ontology annotation, molecular function: pseudouridine synthase activity; RNA binding; polyubiquitin modification-dependent protein binding. Gene Ontology annotation, biological process: tRNA pseudouridine synthesis.
GGCUUGCCGAAGCCAGUGGUCGAAGCAGUUCAAGUUAUGUUGACGCGCUUCGCUCUGCGUCCUGCUGGCCGUACGGCUCUGCGUAGCUCUUUUUGUCGCGGCUUAGCUGCUUCGUCUGGUACUGAUGAUGGACGUCGCUGGGCGGACCUGUUUUCCACUGCCGCACCCGCCAAGUUGGUCAAGCGCAAGGUGGCCAUUGUUACCGGCUACAUGGGCACGGGCUAUCACGGACUGCAGCUGAACGAUAACGUCAAGACCAUUGAAGACGAUAUCCGCAACGCCAUCUUUCAGGCUGGUGCCAUGCGUGAGUCCAACUUUGAGGACUUGGGCAAGAUUGACUGGGCACGGAGCAGCCGCACAGACAAGGGCGUGCACGCUGGCUGCAUCGUGUUCUCUGGCAAGCUACUGAUUGACGAGGAGAACAAAGUGGACCCAAUUUCGGGUCGUGUCCACGAACUUAAGGAGGCGUUGAACGCUUCUCUUCCUGAAAACAUCCGCGUGUUCUCCUGCACGAGAGUGAGCAAGCGAUUUUCUGCGCGCAAGAAUUGCGUUCUGCGAGAGUAUGAGUACUUCAUGCCGCUUUCGUUCCUGAGAGGCAGCCUCAUCGGAUCCGACGGAGAAGACUUUGACACGGACGAGGCUGUUGCCGAGUUCUGUCGCGCACUGCGUCGCUACGAAGGAGUGCACGACUUCCACAACUUUACCCGCUCGAGAUCGUAUUUCUACAAGGUGCAGGCGAAGAAGAAACACUAUAAAGCCCAUUACCGAAGGAGCGUGGCCGAGAGCGACGACGCAGGCGUAGAGGAUAAUGACGAGGACGCUGAAGAGGAAUCCGGCAUCGACGACUACUCGGAGGAGUCGAGCCAGUUUGAAGAUGAAGAGGAAUUGACCCGCAAGCUGCUGCCUCGUCACCGCCGAUCCAUUUACUCGUGCUCGGGUUCUCUCGUCCCGGAUUUCUGUGGCGAGCCACACUUGCGUAUCCACAUCGUCGGCCAGGCUUUCUUGCUGAACCAGAUUCGCUGCAUGGUCGGUGGCGCUCUGGCUGUGGCGACCAAGGGAAUGUCCCGAGUUGAGUUCGACGCUGCUUUGUUGACGAACCGUAUUGUGCGAGUUCCGAUUGCUCCGGCCGAGGGCCUUGUUCUUCUCAGCAGCUCGUUUGGAGGAAAGAGCCACACGGUCUCGCUGUAUGAGGACCCGAACACGGUUCUCGCGAAAGAGCGCAAGGACGUGGUGCAUCGGGUUCUAUUGAAUCGUAAGGAGGAUGAGGAGAUGACAAAGUUCCGCGACGAGGUGAUCUACAAGGAGAUCGCGAGCAGCUGGGAUAUGGACGAGAAGAUGGACCGAUGGCGCGCCUACCUCGAGCGCUGCUACGAGUCCAACGGCCGUCUCGACGAGGACGAGCUGUCUGCCGUGUUGUUCGAGCUGGACCAAGCCAAACUCGCAACCAAGAACAAGAACCAGGCGUUCGUCGAGCAGAACCGAUCUGGACUAACUGAGUACGGACGCAAGGGCGCCCUGCUGCCGAAGCAGUUCACCACGAAGAUGUGUGUUCGGUACGGUGUGGCCCCCGGUAUCUUCACGUCGGACUUGCGCCGUGGCAUAAUACUGUUCGGCAACUUCGGCGGAGACGGUAACCCCUUUGGAGUGCAGUUCAACUUUGGCGACUUCCCGCAACGCUUCGACGAGCACUAUCGAGUGUAUCCUGUGUCAUUCUGCGACAAGGCGCACCUGGAGGAUGGCGAUAAGAUUUUGCUGCCCCCUUCAGCACUUGAGACACUGGCUCGUCUGCACAUUGAAUACCCAAUGCUGUUCAAAGUAACCAACGAGGGAGUGGAGCGCUCGUCGCACUGUGGUGUGCUUGAGUUCAGUGCCCCCGAGGGGAGUUGCUACAUGCCAUACUGGAUGAUGCAAAACCUGUUCGUGAAAGAGGGCGGGAUCCUCAAUAUCCAGAACGUGUCGCUGCCGAAGGCGACAUUCGUGAAGCUACGCCCACAGUCGCAGGAUUUCUUAGAUAUCUCCAACCCGCGCGCAGUUUUGGAGGGUUCUCUUCGCAAGUUUUCGUGCAUGACAGUGGGCGACACAAUUUGCCUUAAAUACAACAACAAGAACUACAUGUUGGACGUGCGCGAGGUAAAGCCUGCACCUGCUGCCUGCAUUAUUGAGACGGAUUGUGAGGUAGAUUUCGAGCCUCCAGCUGACUACGUCCCUCCGGUACCCCCAUCUGCUGCAUCGAUACCACCCGCGGCGCCGUCAGAUAUUCCUUAUGGAGGUGUUCCAACGAUGAAAGCGGAAGACGUAAAGCCAGCACGGCUUGGUGGCGCUGGAUUUGGCAGUGGAUUGCGGCUUAAGAAGAGUGGCGAGAAGAGCUCUACAGAUGCUGCUGCACUGCGUGCUGCUCGCUUACGCAAAUACGAAGCGUUCCAUGGUACUGGUCACUCGCUGAGCGGCAAGUCAUCCACAUUCAGUGGCGCUACAGCCCGAGGAACUAGUUUGGGAGGCAGCAGCAACGGAGGAUAUUCUCUCAAUGGGAUAAGUAAUGGCUCUAGCUCCAGCACCAGCAACGGCAGCUUGACCACGGCUUCCAAAGCUAAGCCAUCGAUGGGCCAACGCCUUAAUGGUGAAAAGGUGGGCGCAGCCGACGAUGAGGAGAUGAAGGAUGAAGAGAUGAAGGAGAGCGGCGAAGAGCAUAAGGGUGUCGUUCCGUUCCAAGGCGAAGGCCGGCGGCUGAGAUAAAUGUAGUACGAACUGAGAGGCGCGCAGCAAAAUUAUUAGCGACGAAGGCUUCUAGCUAUUGAGCCACUCAGCUCCCAAACAAAAGUAGCCCGUCGCUAAUGAGAGGAUGUCGAUGAAAUAGGACACAGUUUUUCAAGAUGUAUCAA